Molecule: messenger RNA, 1022 nt
Organism: Oryzias melastigma (Indian medaka)
Lineage: Eukaryota; Metazoa; Chordata; Actinopteri; Beloniformes; Adrianichthyidae
Product: osteocalcin 2
Exons: 4
Coding region: 163-804 (213 amino acids)
Source: RefSeq, a predicted model, not a curated record
CCGCUUUCAGAGCAUGUCUCCAGCAGCUCCUGGUCCUUCUUAGGCAAGAACAAAGCUCACAAACACAGGAAACUGUCAAAAAUUAUAUAUUUUAUUUUGGAGAGAAAUUAGAACCAGGAACUCAAAGACAGCAAACUGAGGUUGGAGACUACAGCAACCAUCAUGAAGGCUCUGUUCUUAUAUGCUCUUCUGUCAGUGUGCUGGGUAAUGGCCGUUGUGAACUCAAGUGCCAUCGUCGACCCUCCUGCUCCAGAUGCUCCAGAUGCUUCUGAUACAUCUAGCUGUGAAUCUGAUUCAUCUUCAGCUGAGGACACCCAAAACCCACCAGUUCCUGAUUCAAGUUGUGAAUCCUCAGAUGAAUCCAUACCUCCCCCUUUAAGUGAAUCCUCAGAAUCUUCCUUACAUUCCUCCUCAUCAGAAUCUUCAGAGUCCUCCUCAUCUGAACCUUCAGAGUCCUCCUCAUCUGAACCUUCAGAGUCCUCCCCCUCAGAAUCUUCAGAGUCCUCCUCAUCUGAAUCUUCAGAGUCCUCCUCCUCAGAAUCCUCAGAAUCCCUACCGGUGGACAUGAUUCCAUCCCUCGAUAUCGCUUUACCUGAUGGGUUAAGAGCCUUUGGAUCACACGACUCGCCAAAACCCUCUAAAUUGUCCAAAUCUCCUGAACCGGUCGCUCCAGCGUCCAAGUCUCGCGUUAAAGUGGUUGCAAAAAGAGACAUUGCUUCCAUUCUGGGGAAACAAAGACAUGCUUCAGAGAAACCCUCUCCUCCACAGCAGAAAAAAAGCAAAAAAAUGAGACCUGCCAACUAAAUUCUGCCCAAGAUGGAGUGACUGAAACUGGAGCCAUAAUCUCCACACUUAUUUAAUCAAGAUUGAUCUUUGUUCCUGAUUAAGUUUAAACUUACCAGUUUUUAACAAUCUUAGUUUUUAUUUUACUCUUCUUUGUUCCUUAUCAGAGCUUUGAUGCAGUAUCCUCUGAUGUUUUAUUUUUUUCCACAACAUGAAUUAUCAAACAACUAAAAAAAAAA